AUGGCGCUAUUCACCGACGCAUCACCGCCACCGGCGUUAGGGGAGGAGCCGUUACCUCACGACAACGACGUCGCUUCGUUCGACGUCGUAUUACUGGACGACGAGGGUUUUCCAUCGCAACUCCCCGGAUCGGAAACGCCGUCUGAAACCAGCAGUUUCGCCACCGAUUUCUAUCGCUGCGGAACCGAUUGGUCCUCACUGUUGUCGCCGGAAGUCAGUAAUAAUAGACACAGGGAUUUCGAGCGCGAUUCGGGGAAGAAGAUGAAGCAGGCCAAUCUGUUCCAGAUUUGGGGUUUCAACAGAAACGACGCUGGUAGUCCAGUUGAAUCUGGACCCAGUUUGAGUGGUUAUUCUGAUGACGGAGGUGGUUCUUCUGAGAGGAAGUUUGUGAAACCUGGAGAUUGGGGUUCGGUUUUGCGCGACACAGGGAAAGACUCUGAGCACACGAAAUCUUUUAGCAAAAGAAAGGGUUUUAGUGGUGAAAAUAGGGGACAACAUUCACUGUUGAUGCUUUUCGGUAUGGGUGUGUUCAAGGGUGCUCAGCGUAUUUUCUUAGUCAUUUCCAUUGUGAUCACUAUGGCGGCCUUAGCAAGAAAUGGUCACAUGGCCCAAUAUAUUGCUCUCCUCUCACGGGACGGCUUGUUCAAAUGUGUCUCUCGGUAUAUCCACCCUUUGGAAUUUAAUACUGAACAUGUGAUUGAUGGUGUCAAAGUGACUUUGUUAGAAGCUAAUCAUUGUCCUGGUGCAGCUUUGAUUCACUUUGGCCUCCCAGAUGAUCAGUGCUAUUUGCACACUGGGGACUUCAGAGCUUGUAAACCAAUGCAAGCUUACCAUCUUCUUGUAAAUCAACGUGUGAAUGUACUUUAUUUGGAUACCACAUAUUGCAACCCAAAAUAUAGGUUCCCUUCCAAGGAAGAUGUACUUAAUUAUGUAGUCAAAAUUACAAAGAACCACCUCAAAAUUCAUCCCAGAACUUUAGUGGUUGUUGGGGCAUAUAGUAUUGGCAAAGAAUGCGUAUAUCUUUCAAUUUCUAAAGCUCUUGGGGUAAAAAUUUAUGCCAAUGCUUCAAGAAGACGGAUUUUGCAAGCUUUUGGUUGGCCCGACCUUUCAGAUAGACUCUGCACAAAAGGAAAUAACACACUUCUCCAUGUUCUGCCUAUGUCUUCUUUGAGACUCGAGACCUUAAAGGAUUACUUGAAGACCUACAAGGAACAAUUCACAGCAGUUUUGGCGUUUCGUCCAACAGGUUGGACUUUCAGUGAGAAGAUAAGCAACGAUCUGGAACUAAUUAAACCUGUUACCAAAGGAAGUAUCACGAUAUAUGGGGUUCCCUACAGUGAACACUCCAGCUUCACAGAAUUGCGAGAUUUUGUUCAGUUUUUGAGACCUGACAAGAUCAUUCCAACUGUGAAUGUUGGGAAUGCUGCUAAUCGAGAAAAGAUGCAAUCCUACUUCCAGGACUGCAUACCCUACUUAAAGAGUAUAGAGCAGAAGAUAGGAGGCAACGUUUUUACUAGAAAGGGUCAGAUUGAUUUAAAGUCAAACAUUGCAGGUAAACCAAUUCACCUCACUCACUAA
Messenger RNA from Sphenostylis stenocarpa, 1578 nucleotides. The record is from the annotation of a GenBank genome assembly. Lineage: Eukaryota; Viridiplantae; Streptophyta; Magnoliopsida; Fabales; Fabaceae.